CAUGCGUAAGAGCAGAGAAGCCAAAAUGUCUUUCCGCACUCCGUUCCGACCCUUACAGUCGUCACUGCGUUUAUACCCUGCUUCAAGUGCUUGGAGAAGCUCUAUCCGAUAUGCUUCACUCAACUCCGCGAUCGGUCGCGGGAUUCGCAAGUCCCAGGCAUUCACAGGUUCCCGAAGCUCAUUUGAAGACAACAAUGACCAUUAUCGAGGGGACAGCAAGCCAUUCAGAGCACAUGGACGAGGAAAGAGAGAUGGACAUCGCCCCUGGUCACCGGAGCCUGAUUUCGACGAGGAUGAGUUCAUUCGGACUGGAAGCUUUCGCGCAUUGCCUCGUGAGCACCAACGAUUCCAAAAUGCGCCAAGAACAUUGAAAGACCGCCCCCCCACUGCUGCAGACCGAGAUCGCAGGCCAUUCAGAAAAAAUGUUGCUCCUGAGCCCCAGUCCAAACGCCGGCCCGAACGAGAUGGGAAGAGCAAAGUACGAGAAGGUUCUGAUAGAAUGCCCGAGCGGGUGAAGGAAAACGUGAGGGUUCCGGACACGAUCCCGUACACCACUCCAGCAUCAGAAUUUAUUUAUGGGACAGCAGCUGUUGAGGCCGCCUUGCGUUGUACUCGACGCCAGAUCUAUAAAUUGUAUAUCUACCAAGCUGCGGGGGAGGAGCUGAGUACUGCCAAGGCGGCGCUACGUAAGCUUGCUCUCUCCAAGAAUAUCAAAGUGAAGUUAGCUUUUGCUGGUUGGGACCGACUACUUGACAAGAUGAGCGCAGGACGGCCUCACAAUGGGUGCGUCCUUGAAGCAUCUCCCCUACCUCGGGUCCCGGUCCAGGCGCUCAAAUCCGUGCAAUUGGAAGACAAACAUUUCCGACUGGAACUCGCACCACAGACCCGAGAAGAGGCCGUGGUUAAUGGCACGAAUGAUCUUGUUGCUAUCAACGAACCAUUGAUACAACAGCGAAGAAGAUACCCUGUUGUCCUUCUGCUGGAUGGAAUCCUCGACCCUGGCAACCUUGGGGCUAUCAUUCGUUCCGCAUAUUACCUAGGGGUUGAUGCCGUCGUCUUCGCUGGUCGAAAUUCGGCCCCCCUUUCCCCUGUUACGAUCAAGGCGUCUGCAGGAGCUGCAGAGAACAUGAUUCUUCUAGAGGUCAAAAAUGAAGUGGACUUCAUCCGGCGGUCCAAGGCCAAUGGAUGGCGAUUUUACGCUGCAGAUGCACCCAAUCCAGGGUCUACGUAUAUUGACCUUGGCGCCACGUCUGGACGCGAGGGUGAUCCCAACCCUAACAGUUUUGUUAGUCAGUCGCCCAGCGUUAUCAUGAUGGGCAGCGAAGGUUCUGGACUGAGUCAGCAUGUCAGAUCGCAGGCCGACUCUAUCGUCAGCAUUCCUGGUGCUAGGCUGGGUACGGGAUUAGGCGCUGCCUCCGAUCCAGCCAGAGUCGAUAGUCUCAACGUCAGCGUUGCUGCAGCGCUUCUUAUGGAGAUGUUUCUCCGCCUCCCGCUCGGAGUGAGCGAUGUGCUGCGCAAGGGAAAAUCCCAAUAAGGGAAGAGACUGCUUCCUAAUAUGGCUGGCAAUUGGACACUGCCGUCUUGCCUGUACGCUACAUGUAUGUACAUUAGAUUAGAUGAGUGAAUUUCUGUAUACAUAUUG
Aspergillus ochraceoroseus IBT 24754 is the source of this 1642-nucleotide messenger RNA. Its product is annotated as RNA methyltransferase. The coding region runs from base 26 to 1534 and encodes 502 amino acids. The transcript has a single exon. Lineage: Eukaryota; Fungi; Ascomycota; Eurotiomycetes; Eurotiales; Aspergillaceae. Gene Ontology annotation, biological process: rRNA methylation. Gene Ontology annotation, cellular component: mitochondrion. Gene Ontology annotation, molecular function: RNA methyltransferase activity; RNA binding. The record is from RefSeq and is a predicted model, not a curated record.